This is a messenger RNA of Colletotrichum abscissum, 2043 nucleotides long. Its product is annotated as glycosyl hydrolase family 47. The coding region runs from base 1 to 2043 and encodes 680 amino acids. Gene Ontology annotation, biological process: mannose trimming involved in glycoprotein ERAD pathway; carbohydrate metabolic process. The record is from RefSeq and is a predicted model, not a curated record. The transcript is spliced from 3 exons. Gene Ontology annotation, molecular function: calcium ion binding; mannosyl-oligosaccharide 1,2-alpha-mannosidase activity. Gene Ontology annotation, cellular component: endoplasmic reticulum; membrane. Lineage: Eukaryota; Fungi; Ascomycota; Sordariomycetes; Glomerellales; Glomerellaceae.
AUGGGCAUUUUCGACACCCCCAAUCGCAUGCCUAUCUUGUACUACAACUGGAUGCCCGAGUAUGCUUCCCAGCCACACCGAGCUACGACCGUUGGCGUGGCCGAACUGGGCUCGCUAAGCAUGGAGUUCACACGCCUUGCCCAAUUGACCGGUAAAGACAAGUACUACGAUGCCAUCGCUAGAAUUACCGACGCUUUCGAGGACCUCCAGAACCGUGGCACUACUAUUGAUGGCAUCUUCCCUGAACAGCUGGACGCCUCUGGCUGCAACAGGACCGCUGAAGCCAUUAUUUACCAAGAGGAACAAGCUGCAGCUGCUAGUGCGAGUGCGGCCGCUGCUCGGUUGAGCGAGCCCCAGGGCCACGAGCCUGCGGCUGCUGAGGCCAAGCGCGACGAGACUGAUCCGAUUUUGCCGCAGGAAACUGCUGUGGCCAAGGGCAACGGCAGUGAGCCGGAAAGCAACACACUCGCGAGGCGGGCUGUUGGUGUCGACAAGAAUGGCGAGUCUGUGGUUGAGAAUGCAAACAUCGAUAACAAGCAGGCUUUCCCGGCACCCAAGGUCAACGAACAGCCCUUGUACCCCGGUAACAGUGGUCGGAGGCCAUCAACUCCUACGACACCUGACAAAUCUUCAUGGGAAUGCAUCAAGCAAGGGCUUGCCCCUGGUGGUUGGGGAUACCAGCAGUAUAGCAUGGGUGGUAGCCAAGAUUCCACCUACGAAUAUUUCCCCAAGGAAUAUCUCGUCCUUGGCGGUCUGGAGCAAAAGUACAAGACGAUGCACAUCAAGACGGUCGAGGCUGUGAAGAAGUGGCUUCUCUACAGGCCUAUGGUUCCCAAAGAAAGGGAUAUCCUCUUCUCGGCCAAGGUUUCGACAUCUGGCGACCCCGAAAACGAUCUGCGAACUGAGUAUGAAGUUACUCACCUCACCUGCUUCAUUGGUGGCAUGUUUGGUCUGGGAGGCAAGAUUUUUGACAGACCCGAUGAUAUUGAGAUCGCCAAGAAGCUCACUGACGGAUGCGUCUGGGCGUACGAGACUAUGCCCUCCGGUAUCAUGCCUGAAGGAGCCUCUGUCGUGCCCUGCGCGUCUACCAAGAGCUGCCCGUGGAACGAGACUCUCUGGUGGGAGCACCUCGACCCGUCAGCUGACUGGCGUGAGGCACAGGUCAAGGCGUGGGAGGACAGGCAACGUGAGAAGAAGCAGCAAAAGCAGCAGGACGCUCUCCGUAAGCAAACCACUGAACGAGGCAACAAGCCUGUUGAGAAGUCAACCGAAGAGACAGUCCAGUCUGAGUCACCCGUCGAAAAGAAGGACCCCCUCGACGAUAUUCACGUCCCCAAGGAUGAGCCGAAGAAGCUAGGAUCGGCUGAGAAAACCGAGUACCCGGCUCCUGAGCCUGGCCUGAACAAGUCCCCUUCCAACGUUGAUGAGCACCUUUUGAAGAAGAGAGAUCCUGCUCCGCCAGUGUCUCAAGACCCUCGUAAGGGUACUGCUCAGGAGGCCGCCAGCAACACUCUGAAGGACAAGCUCGACCUGAACAACCCUGGAAGUGCCACCGACGAUAUCACCGGCAGUGUCCCCAACGAUGCACCCGUCAGCGGUGGCAUCGUGGGCAAGAUUGCGUUCGAGGAGGAGGGAGAGGUUCCCGAUCCGAAGCCGCUCUCGCAUGAGGAGUGGGUCAAAGACAAGUUAGAGCUCGAGAAGAUCCCGCCUGGCUUCGUCAACAUCAACGCCAGGCGCUACAUUCUUCGUCCGGAGGCUAUCGAGUCCGUGUGGUACAUGUAUCGCAUCACUGGAGACCCUGUAUGGCAAGAAAAGGGAUGGAAAAUGUGGGAGGCCAUCAUCAAGGCGACUCGUACCGAGCACGGCAAUAGCGCCAUCGACGACGUCCUGUCUGAAGAUCCUCAACCUGUGGACGAGAUGGAGAGCUUCUGGAUCGCCGAGACGCUGAAGUACUUUUACCUCUUGUUCUCAACUCCCGAUGUCGUCAGCUUAGACGACUGGGUCCUCAACACCGAGGCGCAUCCGUUCAAGCGUCCUGUUUGA